This is a messenger RNA of Salvelinus namaycush (lake trout), 1503 nucleotides long. RefSeq names its product ras-related C3 botulinum toxin substrate 2. Gene Ontology annotation, biological process: small GTPase-mediated signal transduction. The transcript has 6 exons. NCBI's taxonomy places the organism in Eukaryota, Metazoa, Chordata, Actinopteri, Salmoniformes, Salmonidae. Gene Ontology annotation, molecular function: GTPase activity; GTP binding. The coding region runs from base 118 to 696 and encodes 192 amino acids. The record is from RefSeq and is a predicted model, not a curated record.
UCGAGGCGGUGGGCAAGAUAAGAUAGGCAAACGUAUUUCCUGUGCUGUACCUGAUUCUACAUUGUUGUCUUGCCUACUAAGUGUAAACUCACAAGUUGUUAAAUCAGCCCCUGGAAAAUGCAAGCCAUCAAGUGUGUGGUGGUUGGAGAUGGUGCUGUGGGAAAGACAUGCCUGCUCAUCAGCUACACAACCAACGCCUUCCCUGGAGAGUACAUCCCCACAGUGUUUGAUAACUACUCAGCCAAUGUGAUGGUGGACAGUAAGCCAGUGAACCUGGGACUGUGGGAUACAGCAGGACAGGAGGACUAUGACAGACUCAGACCUCUGUCCUAUCCUCAGACGGAUGUGUUCCUCAUCUGUUUCUCUCUGGUGAGCCCAGCAUCGUUUGAGAACGUCAGAGCCAAGUGGUACCCUGAGGUACGACACCACUGCCCCUCCACACCCAUCAUCCUCGUGGGCACCAAGCUGGAUCUGAGGGACGAGAAGGAAACCAUUGAGAAGCUGAAGGAGAAGAAGCUAGCGCCCAUCACCUACCCACAAGGCUUAGCACUAGCCAAAGAGAUAGACUCGGUGAAGUACCUGGAAUGCUCUGCCCUGACCCAGCGGGGGCUGAAGACGGUCUUUGACGAGGCCAUCCGAGCGGUGCUGUGCCCCCAGCCCACCAAGGUGAAGAAACGACCCUGUCUACUCAUCUGAUCUCAGACCUGUGGAUAGACCAAGAGGGAAGAGCUCAGGAAUCACACAACAGCAAAUGUUGAUUUUAGUUAAAUACAAAGUUUGGCAGUUUUACAAAGUGGUCUAAUGUUCAGAUGAGUCAACAUAUGUAGUGUUGAGUCUUGCCAUCUGUAUUGUAUAACCAGCUAUAAUUACAGUAUAUAGUGUAUGCCUCAAUCCCAAAUAAAUGGAAGAUAGUUGGACCGUCGGAUUGUACCAUUACAGAUGGUGCCGACCUUUCCCACUGAUUGGGGAUUGAGGCAUAUAGCUGGUUCUACGAUUCUUCUCAAUGUUAGACCACUGUUCAGGUCUGAAAACAACCAUCAGACUUUCUGCUGCAUCUAUAAAUGUCCUUAAUAUUUUCAAGACAAAUCCUGGAUAUGUACACAUGGAUAAGGGUUUUAGAUUCAUAUAUUGGUAUUUGGUUUUGGUUUCUGACUCAUUUUCUUAUACACUUCUUCUAUAUGGUUUGUUAAUGCAGUGACUGGUCCUUAAUGUACAAGAAAGACACUGAAAAAUACAUAGACCAAACAUUAGUGUGUAUAGUCAGAAAUGUAUUGCACCAUCCUAAUGUAAGAAACUUUCUAAAAUUAUCAUGUUGUUUACUCUAUAAAAUUUAUUUUUCAUAUUUUGACAUGAUACAGCAUUCUACUAUAUUCCUAAGGUACCAUAUUACAUUUCUCUCUAUUACAAUUUAAUUUAACACAAAAAAAAACAUAUGAGUGUGUUUGUGUGUCCCCUUGCCCUUAGAACAGACUCAAUUCGCUGGGGCAUGGACUCCACAAAGUA